CGCCGUCCUCUCCUCGACGUCGAGACAUGUCUUGAUAACACUCUCCGCUCAGCUCAGAAUGGACCUCCUCCUGCCUCGAGGACCGCCCACGGCCCCGCCCCCAGAUCUCGUCAUCCACAACGCGAGCGUCACCGACCAUGCAUGGCAGCGCAAGUUUACGAUCAUAUGGGCCUCCGUCAUAGCCUUCAGCACGCUCUGCUCGAUCCCAUGGAUCCUACGCGCGAUCCGGCAGAGGCGGCUGUACGCCGGCCUCUCGAUCCGUGAGAGCGACGUGCGCCCCGCCGAGAAGACUCCUGUCCCGACUCCGCCUCCACCCCGCCCCUCAUCCACCGUGACGGCGGCGCUCGCCCUCCUCCAAUCCGCGGCGCUGUACACGCCGCGCCUGUGGCGCCGCGCGUCGCUCUCGCUCGCGCAGAUGGCGCUCGUCGCCGCCCUCCUAGCCGCCGCCAUCGCGUGCUGGACAACCGGCGCGGACUUGAAGACCAACUCGAACCGCGCGGGAUAUCUCGCGCUCGCGCACCUCCCCCUCCUCAUCUUGCUCGCGCUCAAGACGCCGCUCCCCCUCCCCGUCUUCCUGCCGUCGCUGAGCUACGAGCACUACAAUUUCCUGCACCGCUGGGCGGGGCGCAGCGUCUGGCUCGCCGCCACCGUCCACAUGGCGUGCUGGCUCAACCAGUACAUCUCGACGGGGCAGUGGGACCAGGUGUGGAAGAGCAAAAGCGUGCGCGGCAUGGUCGCGUACGCCAUGCUCUGCAUGGUGGCGGUGACGUCUAUCAAGCCCGUCCGGCGGAGGUACUACCAGAUUUUCUGGGCGAGCCACGUCAUCUUCUUCGUCGGCUUCUUCGCGGGGCUGUGCUACCACACCUCGCACGCGCUGUCUUGGGUCUACGUCUGCGCGGGCCUCUACGCCUACGACCUCUUCGCCCGCCUCCUCCGCUACAGGCUUAAAGACGCAACCCUGGUUCCCAUCGACGCGACGCUGACGAUGAUCUACAUCCCCGACUGCGACGCCGGCUGGCUCCCUACACAACACGUGCAUCUCCGCGUCCUGCGCGGCGCGGGCAUAUUCGAAGCCCACCCGUUCACGAUCACGAACGCGCCGCCCGCCGCGCUCCGCGGCAACACGCGCGGCAUCGUGCUCUACGUCAAAGUCGCGGGCGACUGGACGCGGCGCGUGCACCGCAUGGCGGGCGAGACAGGGCUCGAAGAGGGCGACGACUACGAGCUCCGCGAAGCGCUCAUCGAGGGGAAGUGCGGGGCGGAGCACCCCGGCCGGCGCGUCACCGUCAUGCUCGACGGGCCGUACGGCGGCCUCAAGAUGGAUUUUAGCGCGUACGGCCGCGCGCUGGUCAUCGCGGGCGGGUCGGGAGUCACGUUCCUCCUCGGCACGAUCGAGGAGAUACUCACGUGGCGACAGAAGGGACAGGGGCCAGGCAAAGUGACCGCCGCGUGGGCGGUGCGCGACUUAUCGACGAUCGAGGCGCUCGCGCCCACAUUGACGAGGCUGCACGAGCUCGCCGCCGCGCUCGACACCGAGAUCGAGUACGCCCUCUUCCUCACGGACCCGCCCGCGACACUGCCCCCCACCAUGUCCCUCGUGCCGUCUGCGACGCUCACCCCGUCCCGGCCUGAGGUGCCGUGCCUCGUGCGCGAGGCGCUGGGCGGCGGCGCCUUCGGCGACGGCCCGCGCGGACUCGCUGUCAUUGCCGCUGGGCCCGAGGCGCUCGUCACGCAGGCGCGGAACGCCGUCGCAGGGAUUAGCGUGGCUGAGCGCGUGCGGGCUGGGGGUAUUGGCUUCCAUGACGAGGUGUACGCUUUGUAG
Cutaneotrichosporon oleaginosum is the source of this 1822-nucleotide messenger RNA. The record is from RefSeq and is a predicted model, not a curated record. NCBI's taxonomy places the organism in Eukaryota, Fungi, Basidiomycota, Tremellomycetes, Trichosporonales, Trichosporonaceae.